This is a messenger RNA of Scatophagus argus, 1326 nucleotides long. RefSeq names its product tumor necrosis factor receptor superfamily member 6B-like. The record is from RefSeq and is a predicted model, not a curated record. Bases 89 to 988 code for a protein of 299 amino acids. The transcript is spliced from 5 exons. Gene Ontology annotation, molecular function: protein binding. Lineage: Eukaryota; Metazoa; Chordata; Actinopteri; Scatophagidae.
CAAACGCCCACUCACAAACACUUCCUUAUGAACACCAUAAAUACACAUCUGACCCUCCUGUCAAACCCUACUCAACAGAACUGACAAGAUGCACAUCAUCAGCACACUCCUCUUGCCGCUGCUGCUCCUGCUCUCCGGUGUCCUCUGCGGCGCUUCAGAGGUGGAAUCCGUUCCCACCUAUGAGCGGCAAGACCCGACCACGGGGGAAAUCCUCAUCUGUGCCAAGUGUCCCCCGGGCACGCACAUGUCCGCGCACUGCACAGCCACCACGCCCACCAAGUGCGAGCCGUGCAAAGACGACCACUUCACCGAGCUGUGGAACUACCUGCCCAGGUGUCUGUACUGCAACAACUUCUGCUAUGAGAACCAGGUGGUGGAGAAGGAGUGCUCACCGACAAGCAACAGGGUCUGUCGGUGCAAAGAGGGUUUCUACUGGGCCGAUGACUUCUGUAUGAGACACUCGGAGUGCGGGCCUGGACAUGGUGUCAAAACGAGAGGUACACCACAAAUGAACACAGUUUGUGAAAGGUGUGCCGAGGGUAGCUUCUCAAACUCGUCUUCUGCGCUGGAUCCGUGCGUAAAUCACCAGGAAUGUGCAAGCGGAGAGCUUGUGCUCCUGAACGGCUCAAUUUACCACGACUCAGUGUGUGGCACCUGCGAGGAUCUUGCAAGUGAAGGUGAGACGUUCAGGGAAUUCCUGACAGGAUUCUUCAGUAUGCACAGGAUGCGGGUGUCAAAAAUGAAGAAAUUUGUCAGCAGGUACAUUCAAAAGGCGGGGGUGGGCAGGCGCGUCAGGGGCACUUCCCUCCCCAAACAGAGAGGUCCGCUCCUGGAUAGAAUCAGAGCUUGGCUGAACGAGGCUCCAGAGGAGGAGCUGAAGAAACUCCCGAAUAUGCUGAGGACAACACAUCUCAACUCCAUGGCACAAAAACUAAAGCAGACAUUCAAUGAGAUUAAGCAGCAGAGCCCAAGCUGUACUUUAGUUUAAUGUGUUAGCCUACGUACAGUACAGUUAAGAAUAGGCUAAUAUAUACCUCGUCCUCUUAUUUGGCCCUUUUGCCCACUUGAAAACAAGCAUUUUAUCGUCUUUUUCAUUUAUCUGUUAAUUGAGACUACCUGUAGGAGUGUUUCCUAGAAAUAAUGUUAUUUGCUACUGGAAAAUGUGCAGUUUAAGCUGUACAUAUUAUGAAUAUGAUGACAGACGUGAGUGAGCUAUAACUAAGUUAAAUGUUACGAUGUAUGAUGUUCUGUAAAAUGAUGUGAUAUCAGACUGGAAACUUGUACUUGUGUCACAUGCGGCAGCUAAAUAAAGUAAAUCUUGAAAUU